GCAUCGCGCGCGUCAGUCCAGAGGUGCGGUCCCUUGUCCUGGUCAAAGCAUCUGUCGAAUGGUUUUUCCUUGGACGUAAGGUACAACCAUUGAAGCUUCGUAAAUGUCUAAUAAGCGGAAACUGUUCGGCUCGGAAGAGCCGCGAACCAAAAUGAGCGGUUCUUUCCACCAGAUAAGCAGCGGCGACAAACGCGAGUCGGGCCGCGUUAAAGAUGCCAACCUGCGCCGUGUGCUCGACUCCGCAGCUCGAAUGCGGCGCCAGAAGAAAGCCGUCGACGGCCUCGAGCACGACAACUUCCACGACGACCCGCACGCCAAUCUGGUGAUGCACAAAAAGGCGCCCAAGUUCGAAGAAACCUUGGAGGCGAAGCGCAAACGCAGAAGCAAAGGUGAGCCCUUGAAGGCGCGCUUCAAGCGGAGCUUCAACGCCCUCUUGGAAGAGCACCAGGCCAGCAACCCGGAGGCGCCCAGUUACAGCCACGCCAACGUGCCGCCGUCCAAGCUGCCGCCGAGACACUUCUGUGCCGUUUGCGGCUUUCAGUCCAACUACACCUGCGUUUCAUGCGGUUCUAGGUACUGCUCCAUCAAGUGCUUAGGUGUGCACAGAGACACCCGCUGCUUGAAAUGGACAGCGUAGAGACCGAAGAACCAUAACCUGUUCGCGAAUUCUUACAGUGCUGCUACGAAGCGGUGUUACUCACGCAGGCCAGCCGUUGAAACACCGGACCUUAAGUUCGUGACCUCUGACGUGUGUGCUGUUGCCGUUAUUUGAGGAAGUAUACCGUAUGGCCUGGU
Dermacentor silvarum is the source of this 795-nucleotide messenger RNA. RefSeq names its product zinc finger HIT domain-containing protein 1. The record is from RefSeq and is a predicted model, not a curated record. NCBI's taxonomy places the organism in Eukaryota, Metazoa, Arthropoda, Arachnida, Ixodida, Ixodidae. Gene Ontology annotation, cellular component: Swr1 complex. Gene Ontology annotation, molecular function: nucleosome binding. Gene Ontology annotation, biological process: chromatin remodeling. Bases 104 to 637 code for a protein of 177 amino acids. The transcript has a single exon.